AUGCAAGUCAAAAUACUCUUCAUCGGCCCGACCGAGAGUGGCAAGUCAAUUCUUGCCAACUUCCUAUCAGAAACAUCAGAUAAUGUGGGAGGCGAGUACAACCCUACAGUAGGAGUAAGGAUCCUGGAGUUUGAGCCCAACUUUGAAGCCAGUGGUGAUAACAGAGACUGCAAGGUUGAACUGUGGGAUUGUUCUGGAGAUUUCAAAAUUGAAUCAUGUUGGCCCAUAUUCAUGAAAGACUCCAGUGGUGUGGUGAUCGUGUUCAACCCCGACGUCCCAAGCCAUCUGAAGGAAAUCGAAACUUGGCACUCGAUGUUCAUCUCCUCCCAGAGUUUACAGGAGAACCAGUGCCUGCUCAUAGCUCACAACAAACCAGGGAGUGCAGCAAAGGAAGGGCACAUUCCCUUAGCCUCGCCUCUGAACAGACUGCCACUUAUACAGUCCAAUUUAGAGGAAGAGCCUGAAGAUGUAAGAAAAGCCUUUUCCCGGUAUCUUGGAAAUGUUAUGAAAGCUAUGUCUGAGAGUCGGGAGCAAGAGGAGAUGUCAAUCAUAAUGUAA
Messenger RNA from Knipowitschia caucasica, 558 nucleotides. The record is from the annotation of a GenBank genome assembly. NCBI's taxonomy places the organism in Eukaryota, Metazoa, Chordata, Actinopteri, Gobiiformes, Gobiidae.